This is a messenger RNA of Anopheles marshallii, 1593 nucleotides long. RefSeq names its product G protein-activated inward rectifier potassium channel 3-like. Gene Ontology annotation, cellular component: plasma membrane. NCBI's taxonomy places the organism in Eukaryota, Metazoa, Arthropoda, Insecta, Diptera, Culicidae. The record is from RefSeq and is a predicted model, not a curated record. The transcript has 5 exons. Gene Ontology annotation, biological process: regulation of monoatomic ion transmembrane transport; potassium ion import across plasma membrane. Gene Ontology annotation, molecular function: inward rectifier potassium channel activity. Bases 1 to 1593 code for a protein of 530 amino acids.
AUGAACUACGACGGUGACCAGCAGCAGCCACCGGAUGGGAUGAGGCGAUUGGAACGUUCGAUGCUGAAGCUUGAACCUUUUGACCCACCUCAGCCACCGGGCGGAUACGGGGAGCAGUACGGGUACCCAUCGCCCAUUACCCCGGUCACUCCGAACACCCCGCUGGUGUGCUAUCCCAUGAAAAACCGCGUACUUCGACCGGGAGUGAACCGUAAAUAUCGCAAACGGGCCAUCUUGAAGAAUGGAGACUGUAACGUUGUACUGUCGCGUCCACCGCGGCAACAUUUGCGCUUCCUGCAGGACAUCUUCACCACGCUGGUCGAUGCGCAGUGGCGUUGGACGUUGCUCGUGUUUGCGUUCAGUUUCGUCGGGUCCUGGCUGUUCUUCGCCGUCAUCUGGUGGUUGAUUUCGUACACGCACGGUGACCUUGAGGAGUUACAUCUGCCCGAUAACCAAUCUGAAAUCGGUUGGAUACCGUGCGUUUACAACAUCUACUCGUUCACUUCGGCGUUCCUGUUUUCGAUCGAAACGCAGCACACGAUCGGGUACGGUGUGCGUACGACGACGGAAGAAUGCCCGGAAGCGAUCUUCGUCAUGUGCUUCCAGUCGAUCUACGGACUGAUGAUCCAAGCGUUCAUGGUGGGCAUCGUAUUUGCGAAGAUGACGCGCCCGAAGCAGCGCAGCCAGACGCUGCUGUUUUCGAAAAAUGCCGUCGUCUGUCAGCGUGACGGUGAGCUGUGCCUGAUGUUCCGGGUCGGGGAUAUGCGCAAGAGUCACAUUAUCGGUGCCUCCGUGCGGGCGCAGCUGAUAAGAACGAAAACGACGCGCGAGGGCGAAACGAUGGCACAGUAUCAGCACGAGCUGGACGUCGGCUCGGACGGUAGCUCGUCGGAGCUGUUCUUCAUCUGGCCCCAGAUUGUGGUGCACCGGAUCGAUAAGAGCUCGGCGCUGUACAAUCUGUCCGCGUCGGAUAUGCUGCGGGAGCGGUUCGAGAUCGUCGUCAUCUUGGAGGGUACGGUAGAGUCGACGGGCCAAUCGACCCAGGCCCGUUCGAGCUACGUCAACACGGAGAUCCUGUGGGGCCACCGCUUCGAGCCGGUCGUGUGCUACAACAGGGAGCAACAAGGAUACGAAAUCAAUUACAGCAAGUUCGACUCCACGCUGCAGGUCGACACACCGCUCUGUUCCGCCCGAGAGCUGGCCGAGUUCUACCGGGCACAGGACGAUUAUCGCCCGCCAACCGAUGCUGGAGAUAAUGUGUCAACCAAGACACAGCUCGAACGUCGCUGGAAAGAUCACUACAGUACGCUGGUGAACACGCUCAGCCAGUACAAUCUGGCAGAUGACACCGGUGCCGGGGCUGGCACGGAUCAUCUCUAUCCGACGCGCUAUCUCACGAUACAGGGCGUUCCGAGGCGGAAAAAGUCGUACGUCGCAUUGCAAAACAAUCUGUGGAAUUUGUUCGAUCGUCCACCGAAUCCACGGCUAAAGAUAACACCAUCGGAUGACGAUCCUUCCAGUCCGCGCCGUGUUUCGGAUGACGAUCCGAUCGUGAACAGUGUGACGGUGAGAAAUGUGAACGAACGCUGCUAA